AUGAAUCAGCGACCACAAAAUGAUCACUUGAGAGUAAAUAAGACAGGUAAGUACAUUCGAAAGAGUAUUUUCCACCAAAUACACGCAAACGCUAACGCCAUAUUUCAGCCGCAGCAACCGCAACAAAAAACGCAAGUGUACAUCAUAAACAAGAACGACUUCAAAAGCGUUGUUCAGCAACUAACGAGUUAUCAUUCAUGUGAGCCUUUACCUCAAAGCUUCCCAAAGCAUCAGAAGAAUAGACCAGAGCCGGUAAACCGGACAUCAUCGGUUCCCCCCAUUACCACGGUGGUUCAAGAAGAUCCUCAUGUCUCAUUGUAUAUGCGUUAUCUUCAAAGCUUACUUGAAGACUCAUCAGAAUCUGAUGGUGAUCAAUUCCAACAACCUUUUGAUGAGUCUCAAUCUGAUAUGCUAGCUCAAACUCAAGUUCCUAAAAAAUCCAUGUCGUAUUCCAAUGGUCUUGAACCGGUCAUGACCACUACUUUGACCUCUCCUUGGUUCGAUGGCUCGCUUCAACAAAUUGACGGUGCUUACUCAUUGGAGUCAACAAGAGCUGAGUAUCCUCAACCACUGACUCCAAGCUUCACAUAUUCUUCUAUGACUCAACCUGGAGUUUUCGAUCCGGAUCUAGAAUAUUUUUAG
Eutrema salsugineum is the source of this 642-nucleotide messenger RNA. Its product is annotated as VQ motif-containing protein 5. Bases 1 to 642 code for a protein of 213 amino acids. NCBI's taxonomy places the organism in Eukaryota, Viridiplantae, Streptophyta, Magnoliopsida, Brassicales, Brassicaceae. The transcript has a single exon. The record is from RefSeq and is a predicted model, not a curated record.